GUGCGCUCUCCAAGUUGACCUGUUUUUACCUGUAGAAAAACGAUUUGGGACUACCCUCCCGGGUUCCACCAGACUGGGCGGGCUUAGCUCCCCUGGAGAGCAGCUGCUCUGUAGCUUCUACUUCACGCCCGGGUCGGGGUACUCGAGACUGACGCGCUCUCGGGACCACUGACUCAGCCUCCCUAGGACCCGGGGGCGGAGACACGGGGCUAGGGCUCGGCCCUGCCGAGCUCUGCUUGUUCCCACUCUCCCAGCCUCCUCCCGAUCCCCCAGGGGACUGAGCUAAACUUGGGAAACUAUCUUCCUGUCCGCUCUCCUGUUGCUGCAGCUGAGGGCUGGGAGGCAAGAGAGAACAAGCCCACAGGAAAGGAGGUGAGCGCUGAAGGGGAGAGGAGACUCCUUUGAGGUGUUUUGUAUGGCAAAGAUGUUUUCUUCUAGUGAUUUUGGAACCACCUCCUGGGAGCUUAUUAUCCGUCUUGAUCACCAAAAUGAAAAAGAACAAAAAGUAUUCACCCUUCGAGUAUCUGGAGACUUACAUAUUGGGGGAGUCAUGCUCAAGCUAGUAGAGCAAAUAAAUAUAGCUCAAGAUUGGUCAGAUUAUGCUCUUUGGUGGGAACAGAAACAUUGCUGGCUUCUAAAAACACACUGGACUCUGGAUAAAUAUGGUGUCCAGGCAGAUGCAAGGCUGCUUUUCACACCUCAGCAUAAAAUGUUACGCCUUCGUUUGCCAAACAUGAAAACCGUGAGGCUAAAAGUCAGCUUCUCAUCUGUUGUCUUUAAGGCUGUUGGUGAUAUCUGCAAAACCCUAAACAUUAGAAGAUCAGAAGAGCUCUCUUUGUUAAAACCAUCAGAUGAUUAUUUUAAAAAGAAAAAGAAAAAGGAAAAGAAUAAUAGAGAACCUUUAAUCGAAGACAUUCUAAAUUUAGACAACUCUAUAACCAGUUCAGGUUCUCCAGCAAGCCCUGGCUUAUACAGUAAAACAGUGACUCCUAUAUAUGAUCCUGUCAAUGGAACACCCGUUUCUUCUACCAUUACGUGGUUCAGUGAUAGUCCUCUGACAGGACAGAACUGUAAUAUCCUUGCUUUCAGCCAGCCCAGCUGUUCACCAGAAACACUUGCUGAAAUGUUCCAGCCUCGGUCUCUAAUCGAUAAAGCCAAACUCAAUGCAGGUUGGCUAGACUCAUCCCGAUCCCUUAUGGAACAAGGCAUUCAGGAAGAUGAGAAACUAUUAUUACGCUUUAAAUACUACACAUUCUUUGACUUGAAUCCAAAAUAUGAUGCCAUUAGAAUAAAUCAACUUUAUGAACAAGCCAGGUGGUCCAUUCUCUUAGAAGAAAUUGACUGCACUGAGGAGGAGAUGCUGAUUUUUGCUGCUUUACAGUACCAUAUAAGCAAAUUGUCAUUGUCAGCAGAAACUCUGGAUUUCACAAAUGAAUCUGAAGUUGAUGAAGUUGAAGCUGCCCUGUCCAAUCUGGAAGUCACAUUAGAAGGUGGAAAAACAGACAAUAUUUUGGAGGACAUUACAGACAUACCGAAGCUUGCAGAUUAUCUCAGAUUAUUUAGGGCCAAAAAAUUAACAUUAAAAACUUUCAAACUAUAUUGGUUUGUCUUUAAAGACACUUCAAUAGCCUACUUUAAAAAUAAGGACCUCGAACAAGGGGAACCAGUUGAAAGACUACAUCUUAGAGGCUGUGAAGUUGUACCAGAUGUAAACGUAUCAGGGAGAAAGUUUGGAAUCAAGUUGCUAAUUCCUGUUGCUGAUGGUAUGAAUGAAGUAUAUUUGAGGUGUGACAAUGAGAAUCAGUAUGCCAGAUGGAUGGCUGCCUGUAUUUUAGCCUCAAAGGGCAAAACUAUGGCAGAUAGCUCCUACUGGCCUGAAGUGAACAACAUUCUUUCAUUUCUGAAGAUGAAAAACAGAAAUACAAGUUCACAGGCACCUUCUGACCCUGAAUGCAUGGAUAUGAAACCAGAAUGUUUUGUAUCACCUCGGUGUGCCAAAAAACACAAGCCUAAACAGUUGGCAGCUCGAAUUCUGGAAGCCCACCAGAAUGUGGCACAAAUGUCUCUAGUUGAAGCUAAGCUCCGUUUUAUCCAAGCAUGGCAAUCCUUACCAGAAUUUGGGCUCACAUACUACAUUGUAAGGUUUAAAGGAAGCAAGAAAGAUGAUCUUCUUGGAGUCUCAUAUAAUAGAUUAAUUAGGAUAGAUAUGGCAACAGGGGAUCCAAUUACAACAUGGAGAUUUGCAAAUAUGAAACAGUGGAAUGUAAACUGGGAAAUCCGAAAGGUUACCAUAGAGUUUGACCAAAAUGUGUCUAUUGCUUUCACCUGCCUAAGUGCAGAUUGCAAGAUCGUACAUGAAUAUAUUGGUGGCUAUAUCUUCUUAUCUACUCGCUCAAAAGACCAAAAUGAAACACUUGAUGAAGAUCUCUUCCACAAAUUAACAGGCGGUCAGGAGUGACUUGGUUGGGCUUUGCAACAGGACAACCACAUCUUUGUUUUGGGGGGCUUGUUUUUUUUUUAUCCUUUGAUGCUUCCUGACAGAAUAAUAUAACAAAUACAAUGUAAAUACUGGAGUAUUUCCCAUGUUAAGUCUCUAGCGACAUCUCUCCCUCCCUGUUUUGUUAUUAGUCACUUGAAUCCACAUCUUGUUUGAAACUAGCCCAAGCACAUUCCCUUCUUCCAUGAAGCAUUUUCUAAGGUGUGAUUCCUUGAACCUGAAUGUUAUGGCCUAACAUUUGAUUUCAGCAUUAAGAUAGAUAAAGAAGAUAAAUGGUAAAGUAAAUCAAUUUUUAUACAGAUUGAAAAGCAAAUGCUUUGGUAUCAUUCCAGAGAAGAUCCUGUCAAGGAUUUUGUCUGACCCCAAAAGCAUAGAACUUACCUACAAAUUUUAAGAGUUACAUUUUCAUUUUUUGAAGCCAGAAAAUGAGAAGAAAACAUAAAACUCAAGAGUAAUACACAAUCAGAUUCUAUUCGUACCUAUUUUUCCCUGACUCCAGACCUGGAUGAGGCAAACCUGGAAAUAUCUUUCAGCCUCAAGUUUUAAGGUCUCCAAGAUCUAACUUGAUGUUUGGGCCACAGGACCAUAUGGAACAUGUAGUACCAAAUAUAUUUGCAACAUUUCUUUUGAUAGAGACUGAUAAUUUUACACUAUCAAACUUGCUAACUAUCAUUAAUAUAUCAAGCUUCCUAAUAUUUUAAUUUAUGUAUUAGAAUUAUAUUAUUUAAAGUAAACAUAACUUAGUCUAUUUAUCACAAAGGACAAAAUUGUGCAUAAUUUACCAAUGUGAGACCUCAGUUUCAACUGGGCUGUUUGGUAUUUCCCAUUUGAUCUUAGUCAAAUUUUGUCUGCAACAAAAAAUAGCCAUAUACUCAAAAAUGGAACUUGAAGUUUAUCUUGAUAUCACAAAGGAGACAACAGUCAAUUAGAAUCUUCCAAGUGAGUCAUCUGUACUCAGUAGAGAUGCACUUUACAAAAGCCUUAGUCUAAAUUUAGACUAGCUCAUUAUCCUCUUAGAGAUUUCUAAAUGAUUACAUUAAGCCAACAGGACAGCAAGCAUUUAUUAAUCAUUUACUGUAUGCCAGGUACUGUGCUAAAUACUAUAACCAGCUCAUUCUUUGUCCCAUAUAAGGCUAUUUGCGUCCAUAUUCUUCAUUGCCAUCACUGUAAAGUUUUACAUUAAUAUAUACAAUUUAAACUUGCUUUUCUAUCUAUAUUAGAUGGGAAAAAUAAAUUUAAUUGCUUUUAUAAACAGGAACUGGGCAUAGGGACUGUGAUUUUCUUGAUACAGAGAACUCCCAGUUAGGAAACUUGCCAAUGUAAGCUGACUUUGUACCUUCUCUGAAACUAAUCCUUUUUUAAUUCUGAAUUUUACAAAUACCAAAUAAAGUAAGCAUUUCUUUAUACAUAACAGAUCAGAGAAAAGAUUUUACAUGUUAACUGCAAAUCUAUUAUAUACUGUUUGCUUUUCUUUUAAAAUAUCAAAUAAUAUUUAAGUUGCAUUUAAGUUGACUAGAACACUGAGAUGUUAAGUGUUACAGUCAUAGUUAGUGACAGAGGCAAGUCUUGAACCCAUGUCAACCUGGCAUCAAGUUUGACUCUUGUAUUGCCUCUGUACUUUUUAGCUACAGUAAUAAAAUAUACAAAGUGUGUAUGGUGUUUAGGGGGUCAGUAUUGUUCCAGGCUAAUUGGCUUUUCCCCAUAGAUUUGUCUGUUAAAGAGAACAACUUUCUGAUUGUCACAACUUCAGAAUGACUGCUAGUUCUCAUCCAUGAAGAGGGAAAUUACGCUGAUAAUCAGGGCAGGCAGGGAGAAUAUGAAAAAUUACUUUAGUCAUAAUAUCCAACUUCUUUAUGAUGUCAGAAAUUCUAAUGAAACACAAAACAGCAUUCUUCAACUCUUCCCUACUCUCAUCUCUACUUCUAAGAAGUACAAAUAAAUGACCAGGAUAGAAGCUGAAAGCCUAGAAAUAUCCAUUGGAUACUGAGCAACCAGCUCAGAAAGAGUUAGCAGUCUGACUUGGCAACCCAAAGAAGUCAAUAGCUGCAUGCAUGAUAAAGAGGCAGAGGCUUCAUGAAUAAGCUGAAUGUCCUGAGACCAACUAUGGCAUGUGCAUUUUGGGGCAUUGCAUUUCCGGAUGGUCAUUGAUAAACUGAAGUACAGCCAGAGAAGAGCCACCUGGAUGAUGAGGAGACUUGAGGGCAUUUUAUUAUUGUUUAAAGGAAAAGAGGACACAGCAUAGAACUGAUAAACAAUAACUUUAGAAAGGAAACAAAAGCUCUCAAGCUCUUCAAGCUUAACCCCAAUUGUCUAGCUUUUAAUGCUCCUGCCUUGGAAGAUGGAAGGAAAGAGGUUUUUUAGGAAGUUUUUUGUGUGUGUGUGUGUGUCUUGUUUUUGUUUUUUUAAAGAAAAGGGAUUAGACUCUUAGACAGAGAGGGCUGAUCCUGAAGAAAUCAGUAUAAGUGCCAAAUUUAGGUCGGAGGGAAAAGUUUUGACAAUUACAGCUUUCCUAAAGUGACUGUCCAUGACUUGAGGUCUUUAGGGAAAGCUGGUGGAUCACUUGUAUGAGGUAUGUGUUAGAUAAAAAAAUGUUUUUUGAUAUAGUUUGGACUAGACUGCCACUGAUAUUCCUUCUAUUCAGAAAUUGUCAUAUCUCAAUAAUGAAGAAUCAGUUGUAUCUUUAAUAGUCUUAGCUAGCCUCUCAGGCCACUUAUAUUGACAUCUUAACUGGAAGUUCAUCUUGGCUUCCUCACUCCCUUUUCUUUCUGUAAUACAAGCUUGAACUCGCUGAUGAUGAUGCUCAGGCAUUUUCAGUACUGUUCGUGACCCCAUUUCUUAGCAGAGAUAACAGAGAAUUUCAUUCUCCAGCUCCUUUUAUAGAUGAGGAAAUUGAGACAGGGUUAAGUGACUUGCCCAGGGACCCAAAACUAAGUGCCUGGGGCCAAAGAAACUCAGAAAGAUGAGUCUUGCUGAUUUUAGGCCAGGCAAUGUAUCCAUCUUGCCACCUAGUUGCCUUGAGCCCGAUACCUAUUCUAAAUCAAGCAGAAACUGAGUUAAGAUAAAGGUAGUAAAAAGGGUCAAUAUAGGAUAAGCAGUAAGUAUCAGGAGGAAUCUAGUGACGACAUAAUGAGGAAAGUAACUUUCAUUUUUAUGGUUCUCAGAAGUAAAAAUGUUAUCUGAGAAUAUAGGGAGUACUAAUAAUCUAAUACAGUGGAAUUGCUUGUUGGCUCUGGAGGGGAAAGGGGAAGGAAAGAACAUGAAUCAUGUAACCAUGGAAAAAUACUUAAAAAUAAAUAAAUUUUUAAAAAGAUAGGGAAUAGUGAUUUAGUAUAGAUGGGAAAUUAACUGAAUAAAUUACUCAUUUUAGGGAGAUGAUGCACAUUCUAGUGACAUGAGCUAAGAUUUAAAAUUAAAGGCAGUUUGCAAAGGUAGGAAGAUAGAAAGAACUCUAGGUUCUAAUCAGAACCCAUGAUUUCAUAUCUUAGUUAAGGCAGACUUUGGCAAAAAUGUCAGCAUUUACAAACUGUGUGCCUUAAAGCAAGUGACUUAAAAAUUCAAGCCUCAAUUUCCUCACCAGUGAAAUAUGGAUAAUAAUCCUAUCCACAGAUUUUUAUUGAGCAAAGUAUUUCAUAAACCUCAAAGUACUAUACAAAUGUGAACUGUAACUUUUAAAAAUUGCUUUAUGCAACUUAUUUCAAUUAAAAGAUUUUCACUUUUAAAAUUCA
Monodelphis domestica (gray short-tailed opossum) is the source of this 6222-nucleotide messenger RNA. RefSeq names its product FERM domain containing kindlin 1 (gene FERMT1). Gene Ontology annotation, biological process: cell-matrix adhesion; integrin-mediated signaling pathway. Lineage: Eukaryota; Metazoa; Chordata; Mammalia; Didelphimorphia; Didelphidae. Gene Ontology annotation, molecular function: integrin binding. The record is from RefSeq and is a predicted model, not a curated record. Gene Ontology annotation, cellular component: focal adhesion.